Leptopilina boulardi is the source of this 1783-nucleotide messenger RNA. Its product is annotated as probable cytochrome P450 6a13. The record is from RefSeq and is a predicted model, not a curated record. Bases 190 to 1689 code for a protein of 499 amino acids. Gene Ontology annotation, molecular function: iron ion binding; heme binding; monooxygenase activity. The transcript is spliced from 4 exons. Lineage: Eukaryota; Metazoa; Arthropoda; Insecta; Hymenoptera; Figitidae.
AAAAACACGUUUGUAUAAGUACUAUUAGAAAAAGUGUUCUUUUCUAAAAAAAAAAAAUAUUGUUACUGUUAAAAAGCAUCGAGAUGAAAUUUGAAUUUUUUAAUAUAACAAAUAAAAUACAAUCAUUAGAAAAUUUACUUUGCUAAAAUAAAGAAAGAUUAAUUUUUAUUUUAUCUAAUGUGAAGAAAAAUGGAACCACUUGAAAUUUUGUGUAUAAUAGCGGGAAUUUUUCUCCUACUCUAUUUAUAUAGUAAGUCGACUCAUGAUUUUUGGAAAAAUCAAGGUGUCAAUGGGCCAAAACCAACACCACUUCUUGGCAAUUUCACGGAUCUUAUGCUAAAUCGAAUUAGUGUGGGUGAUUAUACAAAAAAACUUUACGAUGAAUUCAAUAGUGAACCCAUGAUUGGAAUAUUUGCUAGACGAACGCCAAUUUUACUUUUAAGAGAUUUAGAUCUAAUAAAGGAUGUGUUAAUUAAAGAUUUUAAUAAAUUCGCCGAUCGAGGAUUGGCAUUUAAUGAGAAAGUUGACAUUUUAUCACCACAUUUAUUUACACUUGAGCCUGAACGAUGGCGACCAUUACGUAGAAAUUUGUCACCAGUUUUUACAUCCGGCAAAUUGAAGGAAAUGUUUCAUUUACUUGUAGAAACAUCGGAACAUUUGGAACAAUAUUUAAAUAAAGUGGUAAUUGAAAAUGAACCAAUUGAAUGUCGAACAUUAACGUCAAAAUUCACUGCUGAUGUGAUUGGUUCUUGUGUUUUUGGAAUAGACAUAAAUGCAUUGUCAAAUGAAGAAAAUGAAUUUAUUCGAAUGGGACGAAAAAUUUUUGACUUCAAUUUUUGGAAAACUGUCAAAUUUAGAUUAAAUACCAUUACCCCAUGGUUGUAUGGAUUACUUGGACCAAUUUUAGCUGAUCGGGAGACAGAUAAUUUUUUUGUUAAUUUAAUCAGGGAUACUAUGCAGUACAGAAAGGAGAAUAAUAUUGUUAGGCAUGAUUUCAUUGAUUUAUUGAGAGAGGUGAAGGAAAAUCCUGAUCGAUUAGGUGAUCUUGAAUUGACUGAUAGUUUGAUAGCAGCUCAAGCUUUUGUAUUUUUUAUUGCCGGCUUUGAAACAUCGUCAACGACAAUGAGUAAUGCAUUAUAUGAACUUGCAUUAGCUCCUUCAAUUCAAGACAAAUUGCGUAAAGAAAUUCAAAAUGAAUUCAAAAUAACAGAAGGCAAAUUAUUAUAUGAUAGAAUAAAAAAUCUUAAAUUUUUACACAUGGUCUUCCAAGAAACUUUAAGAAAAUAUCCAGUAGUAACAGUUCUUAUGAGGAAAGCAACAGAAAAAUAUACAUUUUCUGGUUCUAAUGUGACUAUUCCAAAAGGGCAAAAAGUGUGGAUUCCAGCUUAUGCCAUUCAACGAGAUCCAAAUAAUUAUCCUGAUCCUGAAACUUUCAAUCCACAGAGAUUUAGUGAAGAAGAAGAAGUAUCACGACAUCCCAUGUCAUUUUUACCAUUUGGAGAUGGUCCUAGAAAUUGCAUUGGUGCAAGAUUUGCUGUUUAUCAAACUAAAGUUGGAUUGAUGAAAAUACUCAAUAAUUACAAGGUGGAUGUCUGUGAGAAAACUUCCAUUCCUUAUGUUAACCAUAAAAGUUCAUUUCUUCUACAGCCUAAGGAUGGGAUUUAUCUCAAAUUUCAAAAAAUAACUUAAUUUGUAACAGUUAUGAAAUUUUAUAUGUAAAAAGAUUUAUUAUAAGGAACAUGUUUUUUUAUGAAUAUCUAGGACAAUAAAAAAGUUACGAUAA